AUGCGGGCCGUCCUGCUGUUGAUACUCAUCAACAACAUCUUCAAGCUUCCAUGUGCCUUUUCUGACCCUGAGUUACUGCGCCUGGCGCCCCACAGCGGCAGCAACUCAACGCGUGAAGCAGCGGCAAGGGCGGACGACCACCGCCGCGAAGACUUGGCCGCGCCAGCGCCGCAGCAGCCUCGCGGGCGGCCCCGAGCGGCCGCAGCCAGCGAGUCUGCAGCCACUGAUGCCGUGGCCUCGAAGAGGAGCGCCGCAGGGCACGCGGGGAGCACGCACGGCCCGACGCUUGCGCAGCCCAGCGCCCUGCUGCCGCUGAGCAAUGCGACACUUUUUAAGGACCGCCAGCUGCAGCGGCUGGCCGACAGGUGGCGGCUGACGCGGGCGCAGGCGGUGCAGAUAGGGCAGCCGGAAGCCGAAGGGAAGCUGAGGAUCUGCAUCAGCAGCUUCACGCCAGAGGUGGGGGGUGGGGACUGA
Molecule: messenger RNA, 474 nt
Organism: Monoraphidium neglectum
Lineage: Eukaryota; Viridiplantae; Chlorophyta; Chlorophyceae; Sphaeropleales; Selenastraceae
Exons: 1
Coding region: 1-474 (157 amino acids)
Source: RefSeq, a predicted model, not a curated record